Molecule: messenger RNA, 2753 nt
Organism: Syngnathus acus (greater pipefish)
Lineage: Eukaryota; Metazoa; Chordata; Actinopteri; Syngnathiformes; Syngnathidae
Gene: gcc1
Product: GRIP and coiled-coil domain containing 1
Exons: 4
Coding region: 193-2292 (699 amino acids)
Cellular component (GO): Golgi apparatus
Source: RefSeq, a predicted model, not a curated record
UCGCAGCUGCUACGAGAGCGACACGUUGAAUGAGCAGAUGUGUCAAAUGUCAAAGGAUAAUUGCUUUGAACGAGACCAGCGUCUGAUAAUUCAUACAGAGCUUUACAGACGAUUCCAGUGAUACAAGUAGCACUUGACUGUGCGGCCCCGACGGAUCCGGUCCGGUCCGAUCACGCCAAGGGAGUCCGAGUCAUGGAAAAGUUUGCAAUGAGUUUCGGGGCUGGCCCCAGCAGGAAGGAGCUUCUGGAAACGCUCGAGUCCCAGAAGAAGCAGCUGGCCCAGUACCAGAGCCGCUUCAAGGAUGUGGUCCACGCGUACAAGAGUCUGCUGAAGGAAAAGGAGGCCCUGGAGGCCAGUCUCAAAGUCUUGAGCACGUCUCAGGAUGCAGACGUACACGGGCGGCUCUGCGGGCAUGUUGUCGUCCAACAGGACUGCGGAGACGGUGCGGAAGCCCAGCCAACGGCCAAGGAUGUGCCAGAGAAAAAUGCGCCAGAAGCCGCACGUGCCGACGAAGUAGCGGCGCCUCGGGACGGGGAAGCGGAACACGCAAAGGUUCAGUUGAGGAGCCAAGUGGGCACACUCACCAGUGCGCUGGCCACCGUGACGCAAGAGAAGUCUCGCAUGGAGGCCAGCUUCCAGGCCGACAAGCGGCAACUCAAGUUGGAAGUGGACCACCUGCGGGAGCGCCUCGUCGCCGCGGGUGCGCAGCAGCAGGCCGAGGUCCGCGACCUGCAGCUGCAGCUGGCGGAGAGCCGCGCUCGCGUCAUCACGCAGCAGCACGAGCGCGAGCAGGAACAAAGCGACCAGUUGCAGCAGCUGCAGGAGCUGCAAAAGAUCCUGCAGCACGAGCGGGACCUGCGACAGGACGCUGAGCUGCGGCUGCACGAGGCCAACUUCCUGGCGGCGGCGGCGCACGCCGUGGACGGCGGGGCCGAAUCGGAGGUGCUCCUGAGCCAGGCCGGCGAGGAGCGCGAGCAGCUGAGGAGUAAACUGCGUCCCGCCGAGGAGCGACAAAAGCAAGCGGAUCCCGGGACAGAGGGCUUACGACAGGAGCUGAGCCAGCUCAAGAACACCCACCAGGACCAGAUCCAACAGCACAAAGAUGAGAUGUGUCGGGAGGAGGCGCGCGCUCACGCCGCAGAGCUGCGGGUGGGCGCUCUGGAGCAGCGCGUGUCCGAGCUCUCGGACCUUCUGGGUUCUUGCGAGAGGGCGAGGCAGCGAGAGCAGCAGGCGGCUCAGAGGCUUCGAGAAAGGAUGGCGCAGUUGGACGCCGAGAACCAAACGCUGGUCUCCAGCAGGUGUCCGGAUGACUCCCAGCUGGACCUGAAGGACAAGUUGGAGAAGGUGAAGAAGCUGCUUCUGGCCGCCCAGAAGAACCCGCUCGGCGAGCCGGAACCGGUGCGAGACGCCGCCAGCCAGGAGGAGCUGCGGCAGCUCAAGGAUGAGUUGGAGCGCUACAAGCUUCGAGCCAAGGCGACGCCCAAGAGCGGCGACAACAACGCUGCCAAGGAGGGCUGCGCGGCCCGCGAGCUGGAGGAGGUCCGUGAGCAGUUGGCCGACCUCAGGGAGAAGUACAUCGGCUUGCGUGUGGAGAGCGACAAGGCGGCAGCCGCGCAGCAGCGCCAGCUCCAGGAGCAGCAGCAGCACGCGGCGGCGCUGCUGCGCUGCCAGCGCCAGGAAGCCGAGCGCAACCAGACGCUCCACCGCGACCAGCUGCUGCGUCUGGAGGCUGAGCUGCACAAACAGCGGGAGCGGACCGUGGCUCUGCUGGGCGACAAGGACCGGGAGCUGGAGCUCCUGCGAGCCGCCACCAAAUCCCUGACUGAAGAGGACGUCAGCGCCCAGGAAGUGGAGUGGGAGGGGGAGAAGCAGGCGGACGUGAUGGCGCGAGCCCUCCGGCAUGCCGCGCCCGCCCAGCCCGCGCUCCUCCUUUACGCCGAGCAACUGGCCCGAAAGGAAGUGGAGGCGGCGGGCCUGAGGCGGCAGAAGCGCCAGCUGGAGGAGGACAUCCGCCGGCUGCACGGCAAACUGGCGGCCGGCGCCCAACGCCAUGACGACGAGAUGUGCCAACUUCGAGCGCAGCUGGACCAGCUGAACCGCGAGCACAAGCGCGAGGGCUCCAACGUGGAGUACCUGAAGAACGUCAUCUACAAGUUCCUGACGCUGCCCGACGCCAGCGGCAGGCGGCAGACGCUCAACGCCAUCCUCAGCAUCCUUCACUUCAGUCCGCAGGAGAAACAUUGUGUCCUCAGGCAGCAGGGAGCGCCAUGGUGGAGCAGCCACACCAGAUGAUGUGUUUGCAAAUGAACGUGUCUCUUUUUUUCCCCGCCAGUUAGAUGGCAAUAAAUGUUGACUUGUCAAUGGGGACUUGAUGGAUUCCUUUCCUCCAGGUGGUCAUUGGAGCACCUGUGCGUGACCUUUCCCGCCGCCUUACGUUCACCGACCUGCCGUGCGUGCGUGCGUGCGUGCGUCAUUGGGCCUCGAGCACGUCUCGCAGGUCUUGGGGCAGCGAGCUCACGAUGGUGGCGAUCAACGAUUCCAGUCGCUUGAAAAUGUCAUCUCUCGGCUGCCCUCGCUGCCUCGCGGCUUUCGUCUGAAAAGCAGGCACAAGUCUGAGCUACUAUCAACCGGAUCCAAAUGUCGCCCGCACACCUCGUUUGAGGCUGAGGGGGCCUCCCGAGGAGGGCAGCAAAGCGGUCACCCCACCCACACGUCACCUCGCUCGCUAAUAAACAAGCUGGCAAUUUGACAAA